UUCACAGUUCACAGUUGCUCGUAAGUCGUAAGUCGUAAAAUAUUAUAUUAAACUAUUUGUAAAUUAGUUCAUUGAGAUAGUAUUUAUUUAUUCCGUUAAUUUUCUUCAAAUUAAAUACUUCUUUUUUACGUUUGUCUUCGUACUCCAUAAACGGAUUACUGAAGUGAUUGUUUUGUUACAGUGAAGCUUCAUGGUCGGUGUUAGUUAAAGCGGCGUGCGAGGGUUGGCACUGGCCAUUGGAUGGCUAUGUAUUACUACGCGAGCAAGCUAAACGAGGCGUCAUGUAGCGGGUGUAAUGUGAAGGUGCCCUCGGCGCCGUCAGAGGCUGCGCCUGCGCCACCAGCGGAUCAUUCCCAAUUGCUGAAGACAGACUCAACUUUACUCGGCACUGGACUGUCGUACUAUGAUAAUGAUGACUACUACUCCAUGGUAAGAGGAAACAAAUUUAUGUCGGAGAGUGCAGUGAAGCAUCUAAUGAUGAACGGUGGUCUUAACUUUGUCGCCACACAAAAAACUGAUCAACCCCAGCUUUCCAACCCUCCAGCUAAAAGCCUAUCCCUACCCUACGUGAAUACAGAAAAGCCGGACCUAGAGUACAAAGAUGGCCAGAUUGUCAGUGGUACAAUAGACUCUCUGGCUGACCUUCUACGGCCAGGGGCCAGCAAAUCAUUUAUUUUCACAUUCUUGCUCUGUUCGAGGCUUUUCAUCAAGCCACAUGAGCUUUUAGCCAAAUUAUGCAAGAGAUAUUUUCGAAAUUACGAUAAAGUGGGAAAGUCCGAAAUGAAGGAUUCAGCAGAAAAAGAAGUCCAAGAGAUGGUGUCAUUGGUCCGUGUUCUUGAUAAUUGGACCAGCAUGUUCCCGUACGACUUCCGAGAUGACCGUGUUAUGGCCCUCGUGAAGAGUAUCACGCAGAGGUAUUGCCGAUGCUCAGCAGAGCAUAUGAGCUCGGUGCGUGCAGAGAUGUCGAGUGUUUUGGAACGUUUGCUUGACAAACUAACAGCGUUAGAACAUUAUGAAGAGACAUUGAUCGAUGUGCCGCAAGUUUUGAAUGUGGAUACCUUACUGCAGGGAGAUGUUUUAACUCUAGGCCUAACACCAGUGGAACUGGCCAAUCAGCUAACGAUGCUAGAAUUGCAUCGGCUGUCUUUUAUCGGCCCCGAAGAGUUUGUUCAGACCUUUGUACCGAAUCAACCCUCAACAUCAGGAAAAUCAAUUACUCUUCAACACGUGGAAACGAAAAGUACCAAGAAUUUGGAGGCCUACGCCGAGUGGUUCAAUAGAUUGAGCUUUUUGGUCGCUUCUGAUAUUGUCAAGCCAGUGAAGAGCAAAUACAGAGCGCGUGUGAUUGAGCAAUGGGUGAUGACUGCGAGGGAAUGCUUUAAUUUGGGCAAUUUCAACUCGCUUAUGGCCAUCAUCAGCGCACUCAACAUGAUUCCUGUCACCAGGCUUAGGAAAACUUGGAGCCGCACUUCAGGGGUCUGCGUGCAGCAGUUGCGACAACUCGAGCUCUGCGUUGAACCAAGUGGAAAUCAUGCGAGGUACAGAGCAGCUCUAGCAGCGGCGCCUACAGAGACAGCUGUUCCACUACUCUCAGUCACUUGCAGAGACCUGCAUUUCGUAAAUCAAGCCUCACCUAACAAACUCUCGGGUAAUCGUAUAAACUUCUCAAAGUGUACGCUCUUGGCGCGUCAUGUGUGCUCUCACCUGGCAGCGAGACGUCUCUGCGCUGAAGGGACGGUUGUCAUGGCAACCCCGACAGCACUCAACCCCGCUGCUCGUGCCUUUUUCACUGAGAGGAGCACGCUUACAGAAAGGGGACUGGAACUGACAUCAUUCGACCGCGAGCAUCCCACGGACCAGCUGGAGAAGGAGCGUUUUAAGCGUUUACGCGGCGGAACCUAAAAUAAAAUAUUCUGCGUGUCUGAUGCGUACACGCAGCUAUUAGCCAUGCCAUACACAGGUUCAGUACAAUUCCUAUCUGCCUGCGGUUGUCGGGUGGAUUAUUUCGAACAUUUUUAUUCUUUUGGAGGCCGUUUACCGUGUACUAGUAAUUCAAAACUAAAUUGUACAAGUUUCAAUCCGGUAGUGUUUGCCAAGUUUGAACGUAGAGCAGAUCUUGGUCUAUGAUUAUGUCAAACUCAGGAUCUGUCAAACUACUUCUGUGCAAGAAGUGACGUAUUUGUCAGCUCAACUUUAUUUAGUGUUAACAAACUCAAAUAUUGACGUUUAUAAUACUUUUUUUUAUAGAGUUUGAUAACUCUGGAGUAAGAUUACUGCAUGUUCGCGAAUUAUAUUUAUUAUAAAUUGCACAACUUUUUGUGAUAAAAUUUAUGUUAUUGAAACAUUACAAUUUUUUCAAAUUUAUUUUCGAGAAAAUUCAUUUAAAAAUCAAAUGUUUAAACCAAACGAUUUGGUUUGUAAGAAAAGUAUUUCAAUGUGUUAAUAGCACUUCAUAUAUAAUCUAUUUACAUUCGUAUAUUCGAUUUUAUUUACCAGUUCAAAAUAUAUAAGGCUGGUCCUUUCUCUUUGAAAAAUAUACUUAUAUGUAGCGUAAAAUGUAUUUAUCAGAGCUAUGUACGCAUUGAGUACAUAUAUAGACAAAUCACAUAAGAAAUUAUUUAAGUGAAUGGAAUUUGAUAUAGACAUCCCGAUAGUUAAUGUGCCCACACAUAGUGUCGGAGCAGCCGUAGUUAACAGUUAUAGUAUAUCUUUAAAUUACGUCUGAUUGCACUCGUAAUUAACUCUUCCGUCUCUUUCUGUCAAAUGAUGAUAAGAAGAGAUGAGGAUUUUAAGUAGAAUGCAAUUAGAUUUUAUGAAUAAUAUCUGUAAUAAGAUAGAAAUCAAUAUUUGACUUUUCAAGGGACAUCUUAGGUGAUAUUCGUGACUUGACGCUCCCGUAUGUCAAACACGUACUGACUUUUGACACACCGGAGACAGACUGAAUGUCACACAAAGUAUUCUCCUACAUUUGUGUACUGAUAGGGACAAUGUCAUUAUUGACGCCAUUUUUGAACCAAGUUCCUCGUUACAGUAUUUGAAUAUUGCCAUUUAAUCUAAAAUUUAUUGUAGAUUCAGAACUAGAUGGCGAUUCUUGAAUGAUCUCAUUUUCUUGUUGUUCGAAUUAACUGAUGUUUAGAUUGGUUCGAAAGACGACCAAUCAAUGCCUACUUAAGAUAACGUAGUUUAAGUACCUUCUUAAAAGUAUUAAAUUUAUUUAAGAAAUCUCAGUUAUUUACCGGUGUUAAGAUGUUUUUUAUGAGAUGAGGCUGAUAGCAAUAGAGGCGCGCCAAACACAUACAAAUUUCCUACAACAAUCGAAAGUUUCAAAAAUUCAAAAAAAAAACUUUGUUCAAUAACCAACUUCAAUUUAUUUUAAUUCAUAUAAACUAAAAUAUGUCUGUUAUAAAAGUCAGAGACAAGUGCAAACUAACCCGCCCAUCUGACAAUGUUGACAGAUUAGCUUACCAUUAACUCUGAAUUUGCCUAAGCGGUAAUCCGGCAUUCAUUUAGAGAUAAUUAGAAUUACACGCUAUCGAAGAUCUGUGUAUCUAAUAAGUCUACGAGAUCAGUUAGGCAAACAGAGUUAGUUAAUAUUUGUUUACCCGCAGAGUCAUAUUUAAAAAGGUGUUUCGCUCAGACAAUCUUCUGACGGUCCCAUUAACAUUUAAACUAAGCGGUAUAUAGAAAUAUAGAAUUUGUUUACUUAGAUCCAUGAACAACACCGGUUGUAUAAAGCCUCUUAAACACUGCCAUUUUAUUGCAUUAACAUAUCUGAUAGGUGCUCUCCACAAACAUCAAAAACAAUAUUCAAUAGCAAUAGGAAUUCUUACAGCCUUCUUAGUAAUCAAUGAUUUCAAUCCUUGAAAUUAUUCAAUAAACUAACCAUCGUAAAAUCUAAAUUAGUUAUAAACUGUUUUAAAUUUAUCGGCUCUGUCUAUAAAGAUAGUUAACGCUGCGAUGAAGACAGUGAUUUAAAACAGUAAUGUGUAGUGUAUGUGUAUUGUUGUCUCGCGCGCGUCGUGAAAUAAUGAGCGAGACAGCUGAUUUGGUUUAUACUUGUUUUUUUAAUGUUCGCACCUAGUUCCAAUAUAUGAAUAUUUUUUGCCUGGCAAUCCGCGAAAAACCCUCUUAAGGGUCGGUGUAUUUAUUUAAAAGGUUGUAUGCAACGCUUUAUAUUGUUUGUAUUUUUAGUUAUAAGCUUCAUCCCCACCAACAUAGUUAAUUUAACUAUAUGUUUUUACAAUGUUUUUUGUUCUGCUUGUAUGUUUAAGAUGUGUUUUAUUUAUGUUGCAUAUAAGGUAGCUCAAGAUUUAAUACUCAAUUACUUUAAGUUCAAUUUACAUUCCCCCACCAUAAGACUGACUUAAUUCCACUAAUUAUUGUUUGCAGUUUGAUCUGAUUUUGUAAUAUUGCCGCUAUUUUUUGUCGCAGGAUUUUUGUUGUAAAGACGUUAGUACACUGAACUUUCACAGACUGAACAUGUUGUCCUAGCAGUAUCUUAUUGGUCCCGAAGACCAGUAAGAUACCGUUACGUCGUAUCACGAAACGGUUCUCAGUUUGUAAUGGCAGAAUUGUUGUGAUAUGCCUGUUAGUAUGUAAUUAAUUUGCCAUGAAUACAGUAUUUAUAGAAAUUAUUAUGUGAUUGCAGUACUUAAUUUACAUUCCGUUAGGUGAAGAAUAAUUAUAUUUGUGUUGGGAGAUUGGUUUUUUAAUUGAGGCAAUCCUGGGAUGGUUGACGUAGUUCUAGCGCGUGCUGAAAAAAAUUUAAACAUUUAAACGGGAAGAACUUUCUGUAAAUUUGUUAAUUGAAAAAAUGACUACGUAAUUCCUGUUUUAUUUAAACAUCGUAUUAUAAUAUUGAUCUAGUGUUAUUAAGGACUAUAAAGUAACGGAAACCUUUGAACUAUUAUGUCACAAUCUUUGAUCUCUGGUCGGCAUAUCCAAUAAAUAACUAGUCAAGGCAACAGUAAAAAAAACAUUAAAUUUUUUAUUUAUUUCCUGGUCUUUUUCAUUUCAAUCAGCUCGCGUUAGACGUCCGUGGUUACAAGUGAGGGUUGUCACAUUUUUAAACUAAUGUCGCAGAGUUUAACAUAGAUCUUAUCAUGUAGUCGUAAAAUUAUUAUAAGUAUAUUAUACGUGUUCCUCAACUAUGCGGAUUUUAUUGAAGUAAUGUUCAAAUUAUACAGAAUUUUAUCUGACUUGUAGUAUUCUAAAAUUUUGUGAAUUUUUCUAAAGAUUCUAUUUUAAACGUUAUAUGCCGUACUCAAUUUAGGAACUUCUGAAGAAAAAUAGUGGCAGUUAUAUUUACCUUAGUGGUGUUCAUACCUUAAAAGAGUACUGCGUAUAUUCAAGGUUUGAUUAAAUGUAUUAACGCCGCAUAUAGAUUAAAAAUGCACUGAAAGUUUUACAUCUAUAUACAUCGUGAUACUGUUUGAAUUAUUGAAUUGUUCGGCAUUCUUUUGAAAUAUACCUUGAUAAUUUUAAUAAGAGUGUUUAAAUUACCUUCAACAUGUUUACACAUUGUAAAAGUACUGUAUGGGAUUCAAUAAAUUAUUCAAGAAAU
This is a messenger RNA of Pieris napi, 5563 nucleotides long. Its product is annotated as ras-GEF domain-containing family member 1B-like. The record is from RefSeq and is a predicted model, not a curated record. Gene Ontology annotation, molecular function: guanyl-nucleotide exchange factor activity. The transcript is spliced from 13 exons. Gene Ontology annotation, biological process: Ras protein signal transduction; positive regulation of GTPase activity. Lineage: Eukaryota; Metazoa; Arthropoda; Insecta; Lepidoptera; Pieridae. Gene Ontology annotation, cellular component: plasma membrane. Bases 241 to 1902 code for a protein of 553 amino acids.